Molecule: messenger RNA, 3110 nt
Organism: Gadus chalcogrammus (walleye pollock)
Lineage: Eukaryota; Metazoa; Chordata; Actinopteri; Gadiformes; Gadidae
Exons: 6
Coding region: 2453-3067 (204 amino acids)
Source: RefSeq, a predicted model, not a curated record
CCUCAGUCAGUAUCGGUCCUACCAGCGUUAAUCUAAGUCCAGCCCGUUUUUCCCUGUCCUCCAGUUACUACGGUGGCCGAGAAGGGCGAAACACAAAAACAAACUCGGGAACAUUUUUACAUUUUGUAAAACACACUAACAAGUUUCGAAACACUUUUACAAGUUUUUUACGAAAAUUGCAUUUUAGAAAAAACUUUUGCAAGUUCCGGAACAAAAUAACAUCUUAGAAAACAUUUUUGCAAGUUCAAAAAAACAUUUUUGCAAGUUCAUUUUUCUUACGGAAAGGGAAUGCUCAAGCUCAGAGGUUGAGCCGGAAAUGACAAGGAAAACGCGCAAAUUCUAGUUUUCACCCAUUGAAGAUGGACGGCGACGGCGACAGUCGCGUUUUGUCCGUUUUGUGGUAAGCACAUCAGCCAACUAUCACGGUUUUGUUUCUCGUGUGGCCGGUCCCUCGAGUUUCUGACGGAAGGACCAAACAAACCGGCAACCUCUGCACAGCCGGAUAAUGCAAAGCAAAGUAAGUGCAGCAUAACGCUUGCUAGUAUGUGAAUGAAAGUGAAUAUCGCUAUUGGUUAGGUUAGUGGCCGCUAACUUUCUGUGUUGUACAUUUCAGCAGGAAAACCUUGCCCAUCAUUCAAACAAUUUGUCGACUACAGAAGCGCGAAGACUAAAGAACGCGAGGGGUUUAAUUACGGGUCGAGAGGGAAACAUAGCUACAAGAAGACUACAGAAAGGAAACCGGUCCAGGCCUACAUGUAUUGUGUUCUGUUUUGUGUAGUAUGUUUGUGUUGUUGUUCUGUCUCCUCCUCCUGUUUUCAUUCUCCAAGUUCUUAGAUGUGCGCACCUGGUCCCGAUCACCAAAUCACCACACCUGUUCCAGAUCUCCCAUCAACCAUUCCCCUUUAAAUAGUCCUGUGUUUGUUUGUCAGGGUGGAGUGCUUUGGUUUGAGCUGUGGCAGAGCUUUGGUUGAGCUCUGUUGGCUUGUUUUUGGAGUGUAUUUGGAGUGUAUUUGCUAGUGUUUACUAGUGGUUGCGAGUGCUUGGUUUCUUUGUUGGUUUAUUGUAUUGUCUUUAGCUAUUACACAUUUUUGUUUAAACCUUAUUACUUUAGUUGUUAGCAGCCUACUUUAGUUUUGUCUUUGUCUUUGUUAAUUAUUUUGUUGUGCGCACAGGGUCAAUAAGGAUAGGUAAGAUACCCUGGGGUUUACAUAUUUCAUACACGUAGGUUUACCCGUUGUUAAUACCCUAGGUUAGAGUGAGCACCACCCACUGUACUUUUUCGGUGCAAAACACCUGUCAAUGGGGGGUUGGGUUUUGUUAUGUUCUUUUCUUUGGUGCCACUGACAGUCCUUGUUGAUCCCUGUGUUGCCUUUUUUUGUACAUAAACACUUUAUAUUGAAUUCACCUUUUGUCCUGGAUUUUGUGUGACUGCACCCUCACUUGCCCAAACCUGUCCUUAUGUUGCGUCCUACUCCGAGCCACCAGGGGGGGCGUAACAAUGAUAUGCAACACGAGGGGUUCCGUAACGUCAGAGCGUCUCAUUCCUUGGAGUUUUCGGCCUACAUCAUUCAAAUAUUAGCAUUGUCUGCCAUCGUGUGCAGUUUGGUAGCUGCCUAGUUCACCCCUAUGAUACUGUAUGACUGUACUGACUGUUUGAAUGAAGGAAUGAAUGACGUUAAACUCCAAGGAGUAAAUGUGGGAAUUAGGUUAAACUGAAACAAGGGAUGUGGUGUAUAAGUGUAUGAAAUGAAGUGUUAACAAAUUCUUAAGAUUCUUCACAUGCAUAGAAAUAUUUGCAGAUACACAUGCUGUUGAAACAUUAAUUUUGUAUUUUUCACCAAACAAGUCAGUGCAACAUAUGCACAACAGAACACAUCUACCAGCUCUACCCCUACCUCUCACUCUUCCUACCCCUCUCAUUCUCAUCCUCCCUCUUCUUUUCCUCUCUCUGCAACAUGAUAAUUAUAUACACUGAUGUUUUACGGCCACAUAAUGGUUGCGAUGUAGGUCUUAAUUUUCAUUGAAGUGGUCUAAAAAGUCCUUCAUUUGGGAUUAUCAAACCUGGGGAAACCUCGACUGUCUGACUCGAGAUGACUCGUAAAUCGAUCUGUGUCACGCUAGAUUUAUUGUACAGACUUAAGUUAAAAGAAAAAAGUAAUAUAUAUUGAAGUGGGUAUCUUUACGUAGAUUUUAGGGCAUAUAGCGCUCUAGACAUAAUAACAGAAGCUCUCAUGCAGGGCGAGAUGCUUUGCCGAAGCAAUUGGGCAAAAGUAUUUUGAGAGCUUCAAGCUUAUGGACAUGUUCGGCUCAUUAUGAAACUGGUGGCACAAAUUUGACCAUGGAGGGACACUACAUUCUGUGUAUUAUGUACCGGUAGUCUUUUGUUUUCCAUAUGUUUAAUACAUGAAAUGUAUCUUAUCUUUGUCAUUUUUAUUAAAUAAACAUUGGAUUGAUGGUGUGGAUUGGAACAGAGGUAAAACCUCUAAGAGGGAAAAUGCUUCCAGUAUUUGUUGACCCAGAGAUAGCAGCACCAGAAUUGCUCAAACAAGCUGUCCAGAAGAUGACAAAAUUUAAUAAGGACGUGCAAGACGGAAAGUACAUCCUUUUGUAUCCGGACCGGUCAGAGGUGGUCCAUCUGCCUGGAUCCGAAAGGCCAUUCAAAUUGGCCGAGUACAAAAAGGAGCUUGGAAGGCCAUAUGGCAGGAUCACCCUCUUCAUUUGCCUUGAAACUGAUUUUAAAGGAGUAGCGGAUGAUACUUCAGAGUCGGAUUCUGAAAUUGACAUCCCAUCAAGGAGCACAGUCGAAUUUAAUCGAGCUGACACAGUGGUUUUUGAACCCCAAAACCAAAGUACUCCCAGACCUAAACCUAGAGAUGAAAGAGAUGAACCAGGACCUUCGGGAAUGGUUCCGACUGUGGUCAUAUCAGAUGCUGAGGACAUGGAUCCAACUCAGUCAGACAAGACUUGCUACAGAAAAUACACAGACCUGUAUUCACCAGGUGUUGAAGAAGAUGAGGAGCUGGUUGCAGUAGUCAGUGUGGAUAAUUUCCAAGACACAGCAGUGUAAAAUUAGCUUUUUGAGUGUGGCAUUCCAGUUUUUCCAUUGUACA